Molecule: messenger RNA, 724 nt
Organism: Musca vetustissima
Lineage: Eukaryota; Metazoa; Arthropoda; Insecta; Diptera; Muscidae
Exons: 1
Source: RefSeq, a predicted model, not a curated record
AUGGCUGAACAAGCAGCUGUUGAAGAUCAACCUACGGGUUCAGCUAAUAUAGUGUCAUGUCAGGUUUGUAAUGAACCUAUGAGUGAUGGUCAAGAUUGCUUGAUCAUUAGUCAAUGUCUACACUCAUUUCACAGGGACUGCAUUGAAUCCCAUUUAUCAAGCUCUGCGCAGUGUCCUGUAUGUCAGCAUCCAUGCCAGCUCAACGAGCUGAGAAAUUAUGUCGUCACGCCAAAAAGGCACCCUUUACCUAAACCAGCCAAAAGAGGUAAGGGAAGAGGAGCAAUGGCUCGUUCCUAUAAUACUAGAAGUGCCAGUAGGAACUUGUUUAAUGAUGGCCAAAAUAUGUCUUUCAAUAAUGACUUAAUUCCACAUCCAGAACCACAGCAAGGUUUAACCCAAAAUAAUAAUUCUUUAAAUAAUGAUAACAUCGUCAUAUCACCCUUUGCGACUAAUGUAAGUCAAACCGGCAUUAAUCCUUCUGGUGUUGACUACACGGAGAUCAAUCGAAUGAUUGAAACAAAUAUAACUAGAAUUUUACAAAAUCUUAAUUUUGCACAAAAUCCCAUCAGAACCAUUAAUAGUGGCGAUCCACAAAUCUUUAAUACCAAUAAUGUCAGAAAUAAUAAUCCAAUCGGAAAUACAAAUUUUAUUGCUAAUGCAAACAUUAUACCCAAUCAAAGUCAGGUCAUUAACCAUAAUAAUAUUCCCAACAUUAAUAACAAUG